AUGCACAGCAGUGCCUGGAGUGUGGUAAAUACAAUCAUUAUGCAACGUGCUGUAGAUCAGGAUCAGACAAGUUACAAUAGAAAAGGAAAGAACCACGAAAAGAGAAAGCGAGUCAAGAAAACGACCGAGGCAGACAAAGACGCAAGUAGCGAAUCAGAUUGCGAAAACCUUUAUCAGACAGCACGACACGUCUUACAUCGAGCACAGAAACUGAGAUCAGGUAGCACUCCAGACACUGUUCUUAUCAGAAUAGGACACAUUGAAGUGCAUGUAGAACCCGACAGCGAAGCAAGUGUGAAGGUGAUGGACGAGUACCAAUUCAGAGCCCUAAAACACAGAUCAAAGGAAAUCGGAGAACUAGAUCCAAGCAAAGACAUAUUGAAGACUCUCCAAUCUGAUCUGGUAGUUAAAGGUGAAUUUCAUACAACAAUUCGAAUCAAGAAUCGAGGAGCAAAAAGCAAGUUCUUAGGGAUCGAGGGAAAAAUGGACUCUCCUCCUCUCCUAAGCAAGAACACACUAAUUGGACUGGGAAUGAUUAAGAUUGACCGAGACGGAACACCAAAGAAACCAAUGAGUUUAGAAUCAAGUCAGUUAAGCCACCAGAUGACAUUGAAGCGUUACUCAGUGAAUACAAUGAUAAUUUUCAAGGGAUAGGAUGCUUCCAAGACAAGAGUACAGGCAAAGAGAUAGAAGUCAAGCUAGAAAUGGAUCCAGAAGCUAUUCCAGUAGCCCAGAAACCACGCCUAGUCCCAUAUCAUUUGCAAAAACCUCUCAAAGAAUGGCUUUAGCAGGGAGUAAAGGAAAACAUAUUUGAAAAAGUCCUAGACGGAGAAACCAUCACAUGGCGCUCACCCCUAGUUGUGCAGCCUAAACCCAAGUAUGCUAAUAUUAAGAAUGAAGAAUUAGAAUCUCAGAUGAUCAGAGCAAGCAUUGACAAGCGAAUACCCAAUGAAGCCACGAAACGAAGUAGAUGUACCGCUUGCAUGACUGCAAGAUCUUCACGAAAUUGGACUUGA
Porites lobata is the source of this 1016-nucleotide messenger RNA. The record is from the annotation of a GenBank genome assembly. Lineage: Eukaryota; Metazoa; Cnidaria; Anthozoa; Scleractinia; Poritidae.